GCCGGUGAGCCGAUCCGAUGAGGAUUCAGUCGGUGGGGGGUUUCGGGCUGCGGAGGGCGACGACGUGGGAAUUUACCGCCGUCUUGAGAGUGUUACCGUGGCGGCUAGGGCUGCCAGACCUAAUCACAACAGACCAAUCCAGUCCGUUUCGGACUGCGUCAUACGUCCCAGUUCAGAGAGUAACUACUCAGGCUUCAGGUCCGCAUACGGUUCCCAUUCCGUUCCGAUUUCUUUGUACCCGAGUUGUGCUCAGCAGGAGCUGGCAUUAGGGUUCGGUCAAGCGGACGUGGUGGGGGCGCAGUCCAGACAGGAAUGAGCCAGGAUGCCGAAGCUAUAACCUAACAGGCUGCAGGUCAGAGAUUACAUAGAGAGGAGGUCCCUGUUCACUCAUGGAGAAUGUCGAAUUCCUCUCUUCGUUUUCUAGAUCACGAUGUUAUCGACGUAUCAACUUUGAGAUUGGCGAAUGAAACGCGAGAAGCUUUUAUGACUGUCAACGAUUUCACAUUCUGACACGAGAUUGGGUGAAAAAAGUCAGGCAAUAUGGGACGAUUGGAUAACAUACUAGAUAUCCUUAUGGAAGACAUACUGCCGCCUAGCAAUCCGCUUUCCGGUUCACAGAGUUUUCAAUUUUCGUUCUUUCGGUUACGAGUUUAAAAGUUACUGGCUUCAUCACAUCGAUUUGAUAUCGUUGUCCAUUUCAUAUCCACAAUGUAUUCACAAUCCAGUUGCAAUUUACAUGAGAUCUUUUUUUCAAGCCAUUGAUUUCAAGAUCUGAAUUUUCAAGUUAUCAAGU
Marchantia polymorpha subsp. ruderalis is the source of this 793-nucleotide messenger RNA. Lineage: Eukaryota; Viridiplantae; Streptophyta; Marchantiopsida; Marchantiales; Marchantiaceae. The record is from the annotation of a GenBank genome assembly.